ACGUUCAUGCGCUAUCCUUAAUCAAGGUAGUCAUUGUGGUUAUUGAUGCUAUUUCUCGCUUCAGGCUUAUUCCAGCAUUCAUUGGCUCUUACGACGCCUUCAGCAGACCAGCCACUGUACGAGCACAGGCCUCCAACACUCUCACCUUUGUCAUGCACUGCUCAUCGCAGGUUCUUCCAUUCCUUCAAGAGUGCGCCUGAACGACUCCAAGGUGUAUUCUCCAAUCAUCGCAGCAAGCAGCACGUCCGCCUGCGAGGAUAGAGCCUUGCGUAUUAUCUCCCCGACACUUGCAUCGUUACGCCCUUGCGACCUCUUGCACCGAAUCCAACCUCCGCCUACGAACCGCAUACUAGGCCCUACAACGAUCCGUCGCAGUUGACCUGCCGAGCCACGAUACCUGUCGAGUGCUUCUCCGCGGAAAGUUUCUUCUUCAGCGUCGUGCUCGUUGCGAUUGCGAUCACUUUAGCCCAAUCGAGUACUAUUGCAACAGGCCCCGGACAUCCGACAGGGUCAGCGUGAGGAGGUUUGAAGGUGGUUUUGCGCCGAUAAGGAGAAAAUGGUGCCUAGCAGCCUCUCGUCGCGGUAAAGAGGUCAACACCUGCAAGUGCAAUAGGCCCUACCAGGUGGAGAGGAGUUAGGUCAGGAACAGUUGGGUGCACCGGACGAUGGUGUCGAAUAGCCAGAUGAUGGAUAAUCAACGUCAACAAUAUAUACCAGGCCCGCCGCCACCCCCAGGUCAAGGCAUCUUGAGCCACCUGCCACCACCUCCACCACGACCGCAUCCGCAAUCGACGUUGCCUCCUCCCCCUCCAGGGCCGCACCCGAAUUCUUUGCCCUUGGGCACGGUAUAUGGACUACCGGGCGGAGGAUGGCAGCAACAGCCAUGGGGAAGACCGGGUCUGGGCCAAAAUAUACCACCACCACCUCCUCCUAUGUUGCAAAAUCAAAAUCUACAAUAUGGUAUGCGACAGCCUUCACACCUGAAUAUUCCUCCUCCACCCCCGCAGAAUGAUAAGCCCAUCCUUUCCGCAACAUUCAUCCCAACCGGAGACUCUUUUGGCCCAGGGGUCGGUAUCCCUCCUCUUGAUGAUUUUUCCUCUUUUUCUGGAUAUGACAUGCAGUUUACAAAUGAACCGAGUCUUUCGCAAUCGGAGAAAAGACAUUCCGAAGGCACGACCGCUUCACACAGCUAUUCUUAUCCCAACCCGGCUCAGUCGAAUUCGGACAUUGCGAACAGGGAGGUUCGCGCAUCGUCCGCUUCUUCCGGGCGGCCUUCAUUCACCCUACCACUCCGCGACGGAAACGAGCCAAUUUCUCCAGGCCCUCCUACAGCAACACUACGUGAUCCUCAGACCGGUAACGAUCACAACCGUCAACGAGCUUAUAGCGCUGCUGUUGCGACUGGUGGCACUAGCGAACUAUCACUGCAAUGGCCGUUGGAAAGAGUUCUGGUUUGGCUUACCGCCAAUGGUUUCUCAAAGGACUGGCAGGAGACUUUCAAGUUGCUAAAGCUUCAAGGCUCGGAUUUCCUGGACUUAGGACGCGGUCCCAACGGCCGUGGCAAUUUUGGAAUGAUGCAUCAGACGAUCUAUCCUCAAUUAGCAAAGGUUUGUUCUGGUAGCAAUACCGGAUGGGACCAAGGCCGGGAACGUGAGGAAGGCAAAAGGCUGCGCAAACUGAUAUCAAGGCUUGUGGAGCAAGGAGGUGAAGGACCAGCGAGUGCGGGCAUAGGCCAUCGAAGACGUGAAUCGGGGAUCCCAAGCGCCUCCACAGAUGGUACAGUGGAAAACUCUCCACAUCUUCCUCGUGCCGAAUUCAGCAAUCCUUCUGGGGCUUCCGGCCCCGAAGGAAGCCCAGGAAAGCAAGCAGCUCUUUUUCCAACAGGGCUCGGUCCGCGCAAUUCACAGAACCGGAGCAGCACGAUGCCUGUCUUCAGCAAACACAGCAGUAGCUCCUCUACUCCCAGUGAUGCAAAGGCACCGGACAGCUUCCAUGGCACCAGUCGUGCAGAUUACACAAGGAAUGUUCUCACAACCAUUACCAGUCGUGGGCGACACAGUCCUAAUCUAUCCGGCGAUGGCUCGACUGGUCUAUUACCAAAAGGUCUUGGAGCAUCCCCAAGUGCGAGCCCCGGCCUCAGUAAUGCGGUACCUGCCUCAGCCACAAGUGUGUCCUCACAGACAUAUCGACCCGAACAUAACAAGAGUAACAGCACUGACUCCAUGCUGAAAGUGAAUGGAUCUUCGAGACUUAAUGCUCAGGGAAGUCACGUCGACAGCAGCAGGAGUGGCACAGAAAAUGCACAUUCUGGGAGAUUUUAUGCUGAUCGCCGAGACGCUCAAGAGAUGUCGAGGCCUUCGCCUCUUGAAACGCAUCGCACCUGGAGUAAUGACUACCCCACGGGAUCAAGUGCGAAAGAUCAAAAGCCAGGUAUAUGGAGUAAGUUCAUCAGAAAGAGACACGACCAUAGUCAACCUCCUGCAGACGAUCAUGCUCUUGAGUCACCAACAAGUCCAGGAGGGCUUCGUCUAUUUUCCAAGCCCAGUGCGAAUGGGAGCGAUUCAGCAUUGCAGCAACGACCGGCUUCUACUAGCGUGGCCAGCGAAGAUGAAAGAUCUUCUUAUACGUCAAAACGACCAGCCAAUAUCUCGCGAAAAUAUAUUUUUAUUACUCCUGACUGCUGGAAUUACCGGCUCGUCGAUGUAACGGAGGUGGAAUCACCGGGAGCUUUGCGGAGCCUCAUCUGUAUUGAGCUGGGAAUUGCCGAUGCUGAGUACGCACAUAUAUUCGUGACCGAACCCGGACAAUCAGAUCACGACACUCCCCUUUCCGACAGCGCCCUUCUUUCAAUCCGUAGUCGGACGGAUUAUACAGGAAGCUUAAAGUUAUAUGUGCAGAGCCCAACGUUAUCAGCUGUGUCAGGAGCAACUUCUACUGGGCUGGGUGUCUCAUUUGGUCAGAGAGAAGGCUUACCGAUGUUGAAAUCGAAUUCUGCUGGCGGAAUCAGUCGUAACGGCUAUCCACCGGCUCCUAGCUCUGUGGGCGAACAGCCCUCGACGGACCCAGCGCUGCUUCAAAAGCAGGCUGAGGAGUAUCGACGGCAGACCGAGGCCAAGCAUAAGGCUUACCUGGAAUCUCGCCGAGCCCAAAAGGAGUCGAGUUCUACCUACAGUGGUGGUGGCAUUCGUGGAAGUACUGUCAUUGACUUUGAUAGUCCGCGGCUGUCACCAUUUGAAGACAAGAAGGUUGAACCUCUAGUUCCAGUUCGAAAGCCCCCAACGGCACCGUCUGAGUCGACCACGUUGACUAAAGUCAACUCUCUCAGAGCAAGAGGAUCUGGGACCCGAUCUUCUUUGGAUGCCUUGAAACGUAUUUCUGAUCCUAUCGCAGAGGAAGAAGCUAAUAGGCUGAAGAAGAAAUCGAGCUCCUCGGCCAUGGCAUCCGCGGGUAUCGGAGCUGCACUGGCAAAUGUUGGUAGAAUGGCUGGUGCUCCUGCUUCCGUUGGAGGCCAGGGUUUACAACAAAGGCAACCAUUCGAUUUCGACCAACGAGCCUAUGGAGGCUUCCAAGACAACCAGAACCGCACCCCUACCAUCGACAGCACGCGCCAUUCAGCAUCAUCUCGUGAUAUCAGCCCCUCUGACGAUGCACCCAGACCUCGCCUGCAGACCAGAAAGUCAUACGGACCAGACCUUGAGUUCAGGGAGACUAACGUGUCAUUUGCUCCUUCACCUAAUCCUCUCAAACAGGAUGACUCGGAUGAUGACUCGGACGAUGGCUUAUUCGCUAUUCCCCUGACCAAUAAGUCAUUACCGAGGAACAUAGAUCAGGCAAUGGGAACUAAGGAACAGCGGCCGGCACUGACGGUCGACACAGACCACCAUGCAGGAAAAAAUGUUCGCUUCAAAUCGCCAGCCUCAUCAGGUGGUCUAUCUAUGCACCAUAAUGGCGCCGAAGACAGCGCCACAGCCAGUGGCGACGGUUAUGAGCGCAGUUUGUCUGAGGGUAGUUUCAGUGGUUCCGCGCAAUCCCCGGACGAUGCCAGAAUGGGUCGCAGAGACUCCUUCAUCAGUGACAUAUGGGCGAAUCGUCCUGCAGUGGAGAAUGUGGUGCAUCACCUGGAUGAGUUCUUCCCAGGCGUCAAUCUCGACGAGCCCUACUUAGAGGAAAAAGGUGACAACAACUCUCCCAUGAAAUCGAUAGAUCAAAAUCUUCUUGAAAGCGGACAAAAUGCAUCAGUGUCUUCCGCACACUAUGGCACCACAGGCUUGGAUCUAGACUUCAAGCGCAAGAGCGAAUCUGACACUCUAGGAUCAGAUGAAUCCACUCUCAAAGCCCGAGACCGAGACAAGGUCGCUAAUGUUGCGCAAAGACAAGUCGGACGGGCCGCAGGUGGCAUCUCGCGUAUGAAGUCCAUUCGUGAAGUGGCACAAAAGCGUAAUGAUAUCAGGAGAGGUCCGUCUGUGGCGCAAAGGGUUGAACAGGCCAAUGCCAGCAGCAUCGUCCGUCGCAAAAGUACAAAGAUGUUCGGAGCGAACAUUGUACAGAUCAAGCCUAGGCCGGGUAAUCGACUGUCAACCCUAGAUCCGAUACCACAAGAAGAGGUCCCUUCCGAAGAUAUGCCUAAGAGACAGGCGACUUUCAAGAUCAUUCGUGGUCAGCUGAUUGGCAAAGGUACCUACGGUCGUGUAUACCUGGGUAUGAACGCUACUACUGGUGAUUUCUUGGCCGUCAAGCAGGUCGAAGUCAACCAGAAAGCUGCAGGCCACGACAAGGAACGUAUCAAAGAAAUGGUCGCUGCUCUGGAUCAAGAAAUUGAGACGAUGAAAGACCUAGAGCAUCCCAACAUUGUUCAAUACCUAGGGUUUGAACGAAAGGAGUUUUCCGUCAGUAUCUACCUCGAAUACAUUCCUGGUGGGUCCAUUGGCAGCUGUCUGCGCAAACAUGGGAAAUUCGAAGAGUCGGUGGUUCGAUCACUGACAAGACAAACACUUGAGGGAUUGGCCUAUCUUCACCACGAGGGAAUCCUGCACCGAGAUCUGAAAGCCGAUAAUAUCCUGCUUGAUCUUGAUGGCACCUGUAAGAUCUCCGAUUUUGGCAUCUCCAAGAAGUCAGACAACAUUUAUGGCAACGACAUCACCAACAGCAUGCAAGGGUCCGUCUUUUGGAUGGCUCCAGAAGUGGUCAGAUCGCAAGGGCAAGGGUACAGCGCCAAGGUGGACAUAUGGUCCCUUGGCUGCGUGGUUUUGGAGAUGUUUGCGGGCAAGAGACCCUGGAGCCGGGAAGAAGCCAUCGGCGCAAUCUUCAAGUUGGGAAGUCUCAGUCAAGCGCCUCCGAUUCCCGAAGAUGUGCAGUCGACUGCGACGGUGGACGGCCUGAACUUCAUGUACGACUGUUUCCAAGUCAAUCCGAGCGACAGACCAACGCCCGAGACACUACUUCGACACUCUUCGUUUUGCGUUCCAGAUCCGUACUACAACUUUUACGAUACCCCCCUCGCCGCGAAAUUGAGGAAUGCCGACGGAGGUGGCCUCGGUGGUUGAAUUCGGCCGAUACAGUACUGAUACUAUAUCUAGUAUAUGCGCCAUUCCAUUUGAACCACUCAUACCCUGUGCGAUUCAUUGUCCAGAUGGAAUGCUCCCACAUGGUAUGUAUAUACCCGGACUUGAUCAUCGCGGCGGCCAUCGACACACACAAUUGUCGAGUCGGUCUGGUGGGAGAAUUUUUUGUCUCCUUUUUUUGGUUUCACGAGUACGACUUGACGAUUCUACGAGUGAGGGGGAGUGAGCGAGAGGCUCAUGUACAACGUACGUGCAUACUUGCUUUGGACCAGGAGCUGCCAGAGUGCUCGCAGGGCCCAGGGUCUUUUACUGUAGUAGGGAAAUCAGAGGUGAGGAGUAUACCAAGGGAGUACGGAGUACAUUUGGAACCCUGAAUGAAGAAGGCUCUUUGGGGACAGAGAGUGUGCGUGUGUGUGCGUGUGUGUGCGUGCGUGCGUGUGCUUGCUACGAUAGUACACUGUAGGUGAAUCAUUCCUGGGUGUUCCCGAGCACAGAAACCACCUUGUUCUAUACUUGUUCUAUACAUUUGAACAGUGCCAGGAAGAGAAUUUCGAUUCCCCAGCCAAAACUUUGUUCAGUCGGGCAUUGCUUAUAUCCGUACGCAUAAACUACCACAUCUAGCUACCUAGUCCAAGCCAGCCCAACCCGGCUCCGAGAUAUUCAACAUAUACUUGGUCAGUGUCAGAACGUAAAGACGCGAGGCUAAAAACCAAAUUUGGACGCCACGAACCCCAGGGCGGCUUGCC
Molecule: messenger RNA, 6307 nt
Organism: Exophiala oligosperma
Lineage: Eukaryota; Fungi; Ascomycota; Eurotiomycetes; Chaetothyriales; Herpotrichiellaceae
Exons: 2
Coding region: 666-5543 (1625 amino acids)
Biological process (GO): protein phosphorylation
Molecular function (GO): protein kinase activity; ATP binding
Source: RefSeq, a predicted model, not a curated record